Talaromyces rugulosus is the source of this 2259-nucleotide messenger RNA. RefSeq lists its product as uncharacterized. The record is from RefSeq and is a predicted model, not a curated record. The transcript has 4 exons. The coding region runs from base 1 to 2259 and encodes 752 amino acids. NCBI's taxonomy places the organism in Eukaryota, Fungi, Ascomycota, Eurotiomycetes, Eurotiales, Trichocomaceae.
AUGGCUUACGACUGGGCAUUGCCGCAGCUGCGACGAGUUCUGCCUUUGGACGACGGCGAACUUUUGCAGAUCCUCGCCCAUGCCGCCGAUCUUCCGGAUGCAAAGGCUGCGGAAUAUUUACAAAGCAUACUAGGCAAAUCUCCAGAAUCUAUAGAGUUUAUUCUUUUGUUUGCAGGUCGUCGCGCAGAGCUAUCAGACCCCCAAGCCAGAAACCUUGGCGAUAUAUCUUCCUCGACGGCAUGCAAGGACACUAUUCACGGGGUUACAGAUGCGCGACAUGCACAGCUGCUAGAUAACAGGUCACCAUCUAGAAGCGGUUCGCGCAUGCUCGCUACGAGCCACUACACCAACGCAGUGAUCGAGGCUGGCAAGUGGCGUGCGAGAGACGAGCAAGAGAUGCAGCAAAGACUUCAGGAUCUUCGUUACCAAUAUCGUAUUUAUAAUAGUGAUAUCGAACCAGAGCACGAAGCAGAUUAUUGGUGCUCUUGUCCCAUCCAUCAGUACCAGCAACGUAAAUGGAGUCGGCGAGGAGUGCAGGAAUUGUGGUCGAAAGCGGUCAUGUAUCCAGGGGAGAGACAUUACAACGACCUCCAAAACGGUUUCGGCUUCUUUAGUAACCCAUACACCUUUCGCGUGGUUUCGCCAUACGGAUAUGGACAGCAAGGUUUCUGGGCCAUGCAAAGGCCCGUUCCAUUUUAUCACGCGAGAGCGAUUCGGGAAACAAUUUCCUUGAAUGCGCAACUGAAUGCCGAGGCUCAGAGUAAGGUUGAUUCUCAAGAGCCGAAACACAGCAUCUGGGAAGAAGAUGCUAUAUCUGACGCCAUGGCAGACAUGGGAUUUAUUGACAAACCGCCAGUCAAUGUUGAGAAAAAGACUUCAAUUGAGAAGGCAGCAGCGCAAGCCCCUGAAAAAAAACGACACGGCCGCUUUCCCUCUUCUAAAAGCUUCAACCUAGGGCUUAAAAAUCUCAAACGAGCUGUUAGUAUAAAGUCCUCCGAACAAAAGGCCAUCGAAAACGCCAUGGGCCUUCGAGAGGCAAUCAUCGCAGAAGAGUACGGGCGAUGGCCCGACGAGCAGUGGCGUCUGAUUGUGAGGGCAUACCAAGAGAAAGUAGGCAUGGCUACGAAGAUAGCUGAUCUUCGAGCUCACCGGCCUCUUCAGUAUUUGCACUUGCUCAGAGCAGGCUAUUUUGAGCCAAUUCCUGCGGCAUGGGCAAACCAAGCAUCAAACCCAUUGAAAUUCAAUAUCGAAGCAGCAUCUGGGUGGAGAGGUAUCACCCCAACUUGGCGUGGUUUCGAGGAUAUCGCAGAAGAACGUUUGUACUGGGUACUCAACCAUCGAGAUGGCAGUGCGGGUGUGCGAAUGAAACCCGACUUCAUCUCCGAGAUGAACAUGGCCCAGGCCAGAAUGGCCAAUGCAGUCGAACCCCCGCCAUUGUACUAUUCAGCCACCGAUACCUGUCGACUACAGCACACGUCAGAAUCAUACAGCAAGCAGGUCAUGCCAGCUCCAUUUCGACCGCAUGAUAGUCCUGAAAUGCCUACCGAUGACACGAUGAUUCUCUUAGACGUCUCUGGGUCUAUGGUCUUUGAUCCUGUUCGACCGGUCUAUGACCAAUACCUUAUUACCAACUACGUGAGAUCGUCUCAGCCCAAAAAUGGAGACGUUGCGAAGGCUAUCAUUCGGCGGUUUGCUGAUGCGAUGGCGAAUCAUGAUCAUCAAUACGAUGGCUACGACUUAGUCACUUUUGCCAACGAGUCCCAUCACAUUGGUAAAAUCAGCAACAAGAAUUUCGAUGCAAUGUGGUGCAACAAUGUAUGCUUCGGCGGGGGAACCCGAGUUAUGACGGGGUGGCAGAAGGUCAAGGAACUUCAUUUUCAAAAGCAUUCACAGUCGGCGACCCACCACCCUAUCUAUGGAUGGCAAGCAGGACCCAGCACUCCCAUACUCCGGCUGUUGCUUUUGCUAGAUGGAGAAGCUACUGACAUGGAUGAGUUUGAGCUGGAUCUCCUGGGCCUCUCCUGGGCCCAUAUAACCAUCUUUCUCAUAGGAGUUGAUGGAUGCCCUCAUCAUCACCGGCAUGCGAAUGAAUUACAGCGAAUAAGCGACUUCAAUCACCAUGUUUCCUUCGUCGAUGCACAGGGGAACUGUCCCGAACGAUUUGUCACGCAUGAAUUGCUCAAACGCCAUCUGGGUUACGACAUGUCAAUGAAAGAAUUUGAGAGAAUGGAGGAUCUUCCUCCGUAUUCCGAACAGUGA